Molecule: messenger RNA, 2387 nt
Organism: Fomitopsis serialis
Lineage: Eukaryota; Fungi; Basidiomycota; Agaricomycetes; Polyporales; Fomitopsidaceae
Exons: 8
Coding region: 1-2301 (766 amino acids)
Source: RefSeq, a predicted model, not a curated record
AUGGACACUCCCCCGACGCCCGUCUCCAACUCCUCGGGCUCCAUUAGCCCCGAGCCCGCUCUGGAUGACCCUGGCUCACAGCAGCAGAAGAAGAAGAAAAAGAAGAAGAGCAAGAAGCCGAAGACGAAGGAGACAGAUACUGCUCCCACCGCUAACGCAACAGCGAAAGCCAGAGCAGCGGACGAGGAGCGUCCGCCCGUGCUCUGCAUCAGCAGGAACAAGCAUUGGCGUUAUAUCAGUUCAUACCACGGACCGUGGCUGCAAUUACCACUCGAGCUACUCGACGGAGAAUCGCCUGCCGCCCCUCCCUCGCCCACGUCCCUCUUCCCCAACCCCCGGCCGCGCGAUCGCGGCUUCGCCAGCCUGGGCGACCACUCGCCCCCCGACUCCCCGCAGAGCACCUUCGCGUCUCUGCCCCCGCCCCCGCCCUUCCCCCCGCCCAAGCCAGGCAAGGCCACUCCGCCGCCUAUCGACCCGGGUGUCUUCCGCUCCGUGGCGAACAUACGUCGCCUCAUCGACGAGGCGUCCGAACUAUCCGUGCGCGCGAGCUCCGGGCUGUCUGCCGCCGCGCUCGGCUCGCUCAGGGGCGGCGCGAACAACAGCCCGUGGGCGAGCGCGCACGGACUCGGGAUCAAUCCCCUCGGCGAUAGCGGGGGCGGGCGCAAUGUCGCCAUGUCGGCUAUGCGCAUCCACAGAUUGAGGGCGCUCGCCGUGCAGAAGCUCGCAGCGGCGUACAGGACUGAUGAGAUAGCCUCCAGCGUGAUGGUCAUGCAGGGCGGCAGCGUAUUUGACGACAUCGCAGAGCGCGUUCUCAGAGUCGAUCCCUACGAUGUUGAUGCGCGAUACGUGCACUUUUUCACGAAAAGAUACCCUCCGGUCACCGAGUCAACGACAACACACUUAUUCUUCAGGACGCGCGGCAUCGACUUCACUCAUGUCAUCAAGGAAGCGCGCGCCAGUCGCAAGGCGAAGAUGGCACAUCGCAACAACCUGCCGAGCGAGAAGCUGCGCGGUAAGGGGCACAAGAAGAAAGGCAAAGCGGCGGGACGAAGACAACGGACAAGCCCACCCAAUGGACGAGUGCCAGCGCAGGGUUUGGGGAUCUCCACUAUCGAGGGCCCGACGGGAGCCACUGCUCCUGCACCCGUCUCCAUUGAACCCCAAUGUCUGUUCCUACGAGCUUCAGCCUAUCUCCAACAUGCAGUUUUCCUCAUCGAAGAGGCGAUUCUCAAACUCGAGAAUAUACGCAAGGCACCCACCGUCGACGGCGCGGAGCUGCGCCUGUGCUACGUAGAGAAUGGGCGUUACGGCGGGGUCGAGAUCGGGCACCCCGACGGGCCGCUCGGCAAGCGGGAUGGUGCGAAGGCGGCCGCGUACAGGGCGGUGCUCGCGGAGGAGUGCUUUCGCGAGCAGAUCACGACGCUCGUCCGGAAGAGCAUGCGCGACCACGAGAAGUUUCUCUCGCACUUCGACUCGCUCGAGGGCGUGCCGGGCCACGCGAUGGGCGGCGACCUCGCCGCGCGCAUCGAGUACGCGUUCCGCAUCACCGAGUCGCUCCGCCCCGGCAACCACGCACCCCCGCCGCCCGUGUCCGAGGCACCCUCGACGUUCACGACGUACCACCCGCUCCUCGUCGAGUCCCACUUCAGCAUCCUCAUCGGCUAUCUGUUCCUCGGCGACUUCCCUGCGCUCCUCCCCGCGUUCACGCGCACCGCCGCGGUCGUCGACGGGCUCGAGGGCUACCCCGUCUUCCUCCCGCCGCGCUCCAUGGCACAGGCAGAAUACGUCGAGGUGCUCGAGCGCCUCGGGGGCGGCUGGCGGAACGGCGUCCAGUCGCACUCGCUCAGCCGCGCGAACCAGAAGCAGCUCGCGAUCGAGUGCGCGCCGUCCGCGAAGGCGAAGACGGUCGAGCGCGUGCCGACGCCGCCCUCGCCCGAUGCCUCCUCGUCUGAGCGGCUCGCGUCGUCGACGUCGACGCUCGCGCUCGGCGUGAACGGAUCGAGCUCGAGCUCGGCGGUGCACAUGCCGCCGUCGCCGUCGCCCUCGGGCAGGAACACGCCGUCGGGCGGCGCGGAGCGGGUGGAUCUGCUCGAGGUGCUGGACGCAGCGAGGAUCCUGCUCUCGCCGGUGGUGAAGCGCCAGCGGGAGAGGGCGGAGAAGGCUGCUGCAGACAAGGCGGCGGGUGGGAAGGGCAAGAAUAAACCGCUGAAUAUCAACAUCCCGUUGCAUGGGCCGAGAGUGGAGAUCGUGCUUGCGUGGCUAGGAGCUGUGCAUCUGCCUGAAUUGGAUGCAGUUGCUUGAGGUCCGUUACUUGAGGGCCCGAUGCUUGCUGACUAUGAUAUAUGAACAGUGGUACGGGCCGCCAUUGGUGUCAGAUAUGACGUGAC